AUGCGAGUUGAGAAUGAAAUUGAAACGAAGUUAUUAAGUUUACAACCCGACGACAUGUUCAUUGAAGAAAUAGCUAUGACAAUUAAAAACACAAUAAUGGAAGUAGCAAAUAAUGAAGUGGGCGUAGUCGGAUCUAGAAAGAAAGAAGUUUGGAUGACAGAUGAAAUCCUGGAAUUAAUGUACGAAAGAAGUCGAUAUAAAAAUAAAGGUAAUCGCAAAUAUAAGGAUAUACACAGAUCUAUACGUGUUCUUAUUAGAAAAGCAAAAGAAGAGUUUCACAAAAAAGAAUGUAAAUACGUAACAGAAAAAGACGAAACACUUCGUAUGUGGAAAAAUUAUAUCCAAACUAUAUUUGCGAGCAACCGAUCAUCUGUGACACCCGAUCAAAGAGAUGAAUUAGGUCCACAUAUAACCUUAGAUGAAGUUCAAAAACCAAUUGAUGAUGCAAAAAUAGGAAAAACGGUGGGUUCUGACCAAAUACCAACAGAAUUGGUGAAGCUAUUCAUAGAUAAUGGCAUACGUAAUUUAACAAGAUUUUUUAAUAAUAUUUAUAAUACAGGCCAGAUACCAAACCAUUGGCUUCAAUCUACGUUUAUUAUGAUUCCAAAGAAAACUAUACCAUAA
Molecule: messenger RNA, 624 nt
Organism: Teleopsis dalmanni
Lineage: Eukaryota; Metazoa; Arthropoda; Insecta; Diptera; Diopsidae
Exons: 2
Coding region: 1-624 (207 amino acids)
Source: RefSeq, a predicted model, not a curated record